Molecule: messenger RNA, 1101 nt
Organism: Penicillium paradoxum
Lineage: Eukaryota; Fungi; Ascomycota; Eurotiomycetes; Eurotiales; Aspergillaceae
Exons: 1
Coding region: 1-1101 (366 amino acids)
Source: RefSeq, a predicted model, not a curated record
AUGGGCCACAUUAUGCAUACCACGACCAUGUAUGACGCUCUCAACACUCCAGGAUGUCCAAAUGAGGAACGGGGGGUCCUUGAUCCGAACAUCGAGGAAGCCCAACUUGAAAUGCUAUACAAAGAACUAGCAAAAACCUUGCUUCGGCUUUCUAAGUUAGAAUUCCCGAAGAUAGGGUCCCUUAGUCAGGUGGAUGAUUUUGCCUGGGAAGUGACGAACCGGCCACUAUCCAUGAAUAUAAAUGAGCUCGUGCGUUUAGGCACACUGUCUCGAUCAAAACUCCCACCUUUAGAGGCUACUUUUGAAACAGCAUCUUCAUAUAUCGAAGCCCUAGCGCAGCUUAAUAUCCAACACCUACUUCAUCAAAGGAGCGAUGCGGUACAGUCUGCAGACGAUUGCCGCCGAAAGUUUAUUGCAAGGCAGCUGUUUCAUAAGCUUGCUCGGGAAAAGAAAUUAUUCCAGCCGUGUAAUGAACAUGGGCCAUUCCCACUCUGGUGUGAUGAUUUCCGGCCUGCCAAUGUUCUUCUCAAUAGAGAGUUGCAUAUUACCGGCGUGGUAGAUUGGGAGUUCACAUACGCAGCACCAGUGGAGUUUUCAUACGCUCCACCUUGGUGGCUCCUGAUCGAGAAACCCGAGUACUGGUCUGAAGGCAUCGAGGACUGGACUCGAGUGUUCGAUCAUCGCCUAAAGACGUUCCUCACAGCAAUGAGGUAUUGUGAAGAUAUGGACGUUCAGAGCGGUCAGAGCUUGAGUGGCCGGCACCGACUCUCAGACCAUAUGCAACAGAGCUGGGAGAGUGGGGACUUCUGGGUGGUGUAUGCAAUUUUGCACAGUUUUGCGUUUGAUGCGAUAUAUUGGCAAAAGAUCGACCAGCGGUUCUUUGGACCUACGGAGACUGACAAUCCCAGCGAGGCGUGGAAAGAGCGAUUGGACUUGCUCGAUGAAACUCAAAGGAGUGAGAUGGAACGACUAGUGACAAAGAAGCUCGAGGAAAUGGAAGACAGAGCCCUGGCGUGGGAUCCGGAUGGAUAUACUGAAACAUCUUACCAGGAGCUCAGGGGGAGAGCGGAUAAAUCCAAGGCGGAAGAGGCCCGAAAUUGA